Messenger RNA from Verruconis gallopava, 2219 nucleotides. RefSeq lists its product as uncharacterized. NCBI's taxonomy places the organism in Eukaryota, Fungi, Ascomycota, Dothideomycetes, Venturiales, Sympoventuriaceae. The transcript is spliced from 3 exons. The record is from RefSeq and is a predicted model, not a curated record. Bases 876 to 1880 code for a protein of 334 amino acids.
UGUGUCUGCCCGGCGUUCGCGGCGCCUUCUUGUGCGUCCUGUCGACCAUGCUGACGACGAGUGCGUGCGGAUGAACGACGCGAGUCUGCACAGCAGCUGGCCUCUUGCUCCAAACCUGCUGUUCUUACGUGUGCCCGGGCUGCGAGCCUUGCAGUGCUCUCCUUUUGUUCGCGUAGAGGGCGGCUUUGGACCCGCAACUUCAUCAUCCCUCGUGGACGCACAGAGCCGCAUAGCAGUUCCUAAUUUUUAACAAGCGCGAAUGCUUAAGCCCACGAUUAGCAUGAUCGGCCACCUCGCAGACCCGGACGGAUGCUCUAGACUCCGAAGCUUGGUUUUCAGGUCACCUCAGACCGCGCUCGUUUCAGAGUCGCUCAGCACGGCGUCUCAAGUCCCCUGUUCCGCGACCGGCCACAGUACCAACCACUGCCAAAAGGUCCUGGUCCCAUUUACACCAACGUUUUUGUGCUGGACUUCCAGUGCGGGCUCACCACUCUCCGGCACGGGAAGCUGGCAAAGAUGGCGUCCAUGGUCUUGUGUGGAAACAAUUGCGCCCAAACAGGGGCUUCGGCAUGUACACUUGCCUUCGACGACUUACGAGACUUGGAUGUCUCAGAUCUCUCAUCGACGUGGAAUAUAAGCACCCUCUGUCCCCUUCGAGAUGUAGUUUCGUUGUCAUCGCUCAAAGGUUGUUUCUUCAUCGCUGGCGGAUACCCUUUCCUUCUCUAUACUACAUAUUCCUUUGCCUUCACUCCUUAGCUGGCUAACCUGAUCACCGUCCCUGGUUGGACUUCCAUCGGUUUUACAGUUUAUUACAGUCGAUCAUUCAACGCUAAAGUUUUUUUUUUAAAAAAAAAAUUUUUUGCCUUCUAGUCGCCAUGCCUGGAAUUGCCCAGUUAUGCACGCUCGCCCUGGCUUUGGGCUCAGUGGUAGUCGAGGCUGUGCCAAAAUUCAACAACGCCCGCCCACGAACGAUUGAGAUCAGGGCCCCGAAGCCCAUUUUCGCAAGGCAGGCCUCUGCUACGACAACUACGUCGGCCGCUGCUUCGGCUACUUCUUCUGCCACUUCCUCGGCUUCGUCUUCUUCCUCCCAGAACCUGACCGACAUCGACAUUCUCCAGUUUGCCCUGACGCUUGAGCAUCUUGAGUCUACUUUCUAUUCGCAGGGCUUCGCCAAGUUCCCGGACAGCGAUUUCAUGGCUCUGGGCCUUACUUCUGCUCAGGUCAGCGCUCUGAAGACCGUCGGUGGCACUGAAGCCACCCACGUUACCCAGCUACAGGCUGCCAUCUCUGCUGCGGGCUCUCAACCGGUGCAGCCAUGCCAGUACAACUUUGGUUUCACUGACGCAAAGUCGAUGGUUGCAACCGCUCGCGUCCUGGAGGCUGUCGGUAUUUCCGCUUAUCUUGGUGCUGCCCCUCUUGUGUCUAGCAAGGCAGUCCUGGGUGCUGCCGCCUCAAUCGUCACAAUCGAGGCUCGUCACCAGACUUUCAUCCGCUCUGCAGGUGGCGAUGUACCCGUUCCAAAUGCUUUUGACUCGGCGCUUGGCCCAAGAGCUGUUUUCACCCUUGCGGCACCAUUCAUCUCCUCCUGCCCAACAGGUAGCAAUCUUGCUAUCCAAGCAUUCCCAUCCAUUGCACUUGCCGGUGGUGGAGCCGGAAUCACUGGUGGCCAGAGCCUUGUUCUCGCUGAUCCCUCCCAACCCGCAGGUGCCAGCUUCUGCGCCUUCGUCGAUGUCAGCCAGACCCAGUAUUCCCAGAUCUCCGGUGGUUCCUGCACAGUUCCGGCCAACCUGACUGGAGAGGUUUACAUGAUGGUCACGAAGAGUCAGAGCAUUGCUGAUUCCGAAGUUCUUGCUGGGCCGUCUGUCAUCCUGUCUAGUUAAAUGAAUCGAGUAUUUUUCCUUUUCGUCACAGCAUCUGGGCCUUGGCACGUUGCAGCGUUGAUGAGCGGCGAGGGAAAAACCGAAAGUUUGCGGGAUUGUAAAGGAGAUAUUCAGCUUCAGCGAUGAAUACGAGUACCUCGACAACGAUUAUUUUUGACCGACCGCUCGCUCGCAACGGAGUCCAGAGAAAAUGGCCAAAGCUUCUUUUGAUUUCUCUUCAACCACGAGAGCUUAUGCCGUGGAAUGCAUUUGAGCGAAGAUGAAAAGCAUGCGACCUGUGUAUAAAGGCAUGUUAUUGUUAAUGGCUAGAUAUCCAACAUCCAUCGAUAUUUGCAGGCA